This is a messenger RNA of Melanotaenia boesemani (Boeseman's rainbowfish), 6024 nucleotides long. It is a transcript of the gene smg7, whose product is annotated as SMG7 nonsense mediated mRNA decay factor. Lineage: Eukaryota; Metazoa; Chordata; Actinopteri; Atheriniformes; Melanotaeniidae. The transcript has 23 exons. The coding region runs from base 104 to 3616 and encodes 1170 amino acids. Gene Ontology annotation, molecular function: telomeric repeat DNA binding; protein binding; telomerase RNA binding. The record is from RefSeq and is a predicted model, not a curated record. Gene Ontology annotation, cellular component: telomerase holoenzyme complex. Gene Ontology annotation, biological process: nuclear-transcribed mRNA catabolic process, nonsense-mediated decay.
UCUCCUCACCGCGGCCCUGCAGGUCAGACAGGAACAAUAUGGCGCCGGGAGAAGCGGUAGCUUCGGGACCAGUCGUUGUCUGAAAGACUGGCGAUCCGACAGGAUGAACCUCUGCACCCAGUACCUUCGCCAGGCAGAGGCCCUGAAAGCUGACAUGACAGAUUCAAAGCUGGGGUCAGCAGAGGUGUGGACGUCUCGGCAGGCCCUGCAGGACCUGUACCAGAAGAUGCUGGUCACGGACCUGGAGUAUGCUCUGGACAAGAAGGUGGAGCAAGACCUGUGGAAUCAUGCCUUUAAGAACCAGAUCACUACACUGCAGAGCCAGGCCAAGAACCGGGCCAACCCCAACCGCAGCGAGGUCCAGGCCAACCUGUCGCUCUUUCUGGAGGCAGCAAGUGGCUUCUACACUCAGCUGCUGCAGGAACUGUGCACGGUGUUCAACGUGGACCUUCCGUGUCGGGUCAGGUCGUCUCAGCUCGGCAUCAUCAGCAACAAGCAGAGCGGCGGCGGCGCCAUCGUCACGCCGCAGCCCAGCUCCUGCUCCUACAUCUGCCAGCACUGCCUCGUCCACCUCGGAGACAUCGCUCGUUAUCGGAACCAGACCAGCCAGGCCGAGUCGUACUACCGACACGCUGCUCAGCUGGUUCCAUCAAACGGUCAGCCCUACAACCAGCUGGCCAUCCUGGCCUCCUCUAAAGGAGACCACCUCACCACCAUUUUCUACUACUGCCGCAGCAUCGCAGUCAAGUUCCCGUUCCCAGCAGCUUCCACCAACCUGCAGAAGGCUCUGUCCAAGGCUCUGGAGAGUCGUGAUGAGGUGAAAACCAGGUGGAGCGUGUCUGAUUUCAUCAAGGCCUUCAUCAAGUUUCAUGGCCACGUGUACCUGUGUAAGAGUCUGGACAAGCUGGACGGUCUGAGGGAGAAACUGGAGGAGCAGUUUCAGCGGCUGAUCCUACAGAAAGCCUUCAGUUCCCAGCAGCUGGUGCACAUCACCGUCAUCAACCUGUUUGAGCUGCACCACCUCAGAGACCUGACGGCCGACAGCAUGGAGCAGAGCUACAGCAGCGAGCAGCAGGUCAGCUGGUUCCAGCUGCUCGGCCUCUUCAUGUCCUUCUUGGGUGUGAUGUGCAGCCGAGUUCUGCUCAACAAGAACCGAGGUGAGGAGAUCAUGGGGGAAUGUCCACUGCCAGCCAUCAAGGUGUCUCUGGACUGGCUCAAGCUGAGGCCCAGCAUCUUCCACGAGGCCGCUGUGGAGAAGAGACAGUAUGUCUGGCCCUGGCUGGUGUCCAUCCUCAACAGCUUCCAGCCCAAAGAGGAGGACGUGUCCAGCCCCUCAGCGAUGCCCCUGCCGGAGGAGUUUGAGCUCCAGGGUUUCUUGGCUCUCCGGCCCGCUCUGAGGUGUCUGGACUUCACAAAAGGCCAUCAGGGGAUCCUGGUGGACAGGGACGGCCUGCCGGUGCACGCUCGACACCAGCGGCUCAUCAGUCUGGGUAAAUGGGUGGCUGACAACCAGUCGGGGCUAAUCCAGUGCAGAGUGAGCGAGGAAGGCCUCCUCCUCUUCAUCAGUGACAUUCCAGAGCAGGCCAUCGAGGAGCCGCAGGAGAAGGAGGCGCCGGUCCUGCAGGAGUCAUCCAACAGCGAGCAGACACAGAACGACGGUGGGAAUUCGGGCCUGAAGUCGGUUCUGUCUGCGGGGAAGACGCAGAGCUCGUGGCCUGAUGGCAGCGAGCGGCCCGUCGUCACCUUUAAGGAGAACAUCAAACCCAGAGAGCAGAGCCGCGAGCCGGGUCGGAACCACCACCAGAAAGACAGCAGCAAGGAGCGGCGGGAUUUCAAAGGAAACGGAGUCCUCAUGAAAGGAGAGCUGAAGAGGGACGGGAAGAGGAAGAGCGAGGUGAAGAAGAGUGGCCACGAAAAGACCACCGACGUUGGGAAACAGGUGAAGGCACAGACGGAGCUGAGGAAGACUCCGGUGUCGGAGGUGAAGAAGACUCCUGUCACUCAGACUCAGACCACCUGCUCCUCCCAGUUCAUCCCCAUCCAUCAUCCUGGAGCCUUUCCACCGCUGCCCAGCAGACCUGGUUUCCCCCCCUCGGCCUAUGUGAUCCCACCCCCAGUGGCGUUCCCAGGGCUCCAGGUCAAUCCAGGAUUCACCUUUUCCCCCGGAGUAUCGGUUCCCGGACCUUUCCUUCAGCCGACCGUUCACACCCAGGCCGGAACCCAGGUCCAGGCUGGGAAACAGUCCCACAUUCCCUACAGCCAGCAGAGGCCGUCGGCGCCGGGGUCCUCGGGUCCUCAGGGCCCGGGAACCAUGACCCAGGUCCCAUCCCCGGCCCAGCAGCAGCUGCAGGUUCAAGCCAUGAGUCAGCAGCAAUCCCCCACCAAACCGGGCCAGCAGGUCGGGAUGGGGAAGAGUCCACCUCACCACCCGGGCCUGCAGCAGUACAUCCAGGACCAGCCGGCCCAGAUGUGGAACCAGGCCCAGGCGGCUCUGCAGAAGAUCCCGCCCAUGCAGAUGUCCCUGAAGCAGCCGCCCCAGCAGCAGCAGCAGAGCUACUACAUGACGACUCAGGACCCCCUGAAGCUGUACGAGCAGCAGCUCGCCAGCAUGGACAAGAAGAUGAAGUUCCCCGAUGUCAAGAUGCAGGACUUCCACUGGGAGCCGCCCUACAGGAUGGGGGACGGCCUGGCCAUGAUGGCCGAGAGGAUGAAGAGACCUCCACCUGGUGGGCUCUGUGCGGAACAGGAGGUCCCCUCGGGGCCCCGUGGACCCCCGUUUGAGGACAACAAGAGCUCGCCUCUUCUACCUCCUGACCUGUUAAAAACUCUAGCAGAUUUUGAGGAGGAGGAGGAGCUGGUCUUUGCUAAGCCUCCUGAUUUCUUCCAGGCCUUGGCUGGCCCUCUUAGCUCUGCUCCUGGACCAAAUCUGUUUCUGUCCAACCAGAACCGGAUGGAGAGCGGGCCAGAAGUCGUCGGCCAAUCCUCUUCUCUGCUGCCUGUACCUGGCUUCCCCAUGCAGGAGUUCAACCAGAACAGCAUCUUCAGCCAGGCGUACGGGAAAAACCUUCCUCCCAGCUCCAAGCCCGACACUCCCAUGAUGCAGCAGGAGCCGUCCCUCUACUCUCUGUUCGAGGGGACUCCGUGGUCCCCCUCCCUCCCUGCCAGCUCAGACCACUCUACCCCAGCCAGCCAAUCCCCUCACUCCUCCAACCCCAGCAGCCUGCCCUCCUCUCCCCCGACACACAACCACGGAGCCAUGCCCUUCUCCAACUUUGGACCCAUCGGCACCCCGGAUAGCCGGGACCGCAGGGUGAUGGACCGCUGGAAGGCCGACAAGAUGGGAACAGUCGGAGGCUUCGGUCUGGACUACCUGCCGGCUGCAGCCUCUUCUACGACGUCCGACACUAGCUGGCACCAGGCCGGGUCCACAGGCAGCUCCUGGUCCAAUCAGGAGUCUCCGAUGGAAGAGGCGUCCUCCACCGUGCUGCUCGACAGCCUCAAGUCCAUCUGGUCCAGCUCCAUGAUGCAGCCGGGCCCGUCGGCGCUGGAGCAGCUCCUCCUGCAGCAGAAGCAGAAGCAGCAGCGAGGUCACGGCGCCAUGAACCCACCCCACUGAACGCCAGCCGAGGUGGCGCUUUAUGUCCAGACCACAAGGAGAAACAGAGGGAAAAAAAACGAAGUUUGGCGAAGACGAGCUUCACUUAAAAAGGAAUUAAACCGACGAGAAGCGGUGGAGGCUGGGGAGGCUACACGACCCCCUGACGAGGCUGAAUCACCACCCCACCCCCCUCGGCUGUUCGAGGAGAGGUGACCCCCUCCUGGAUCGGAGGGCGUGGGAUCUCUUUAAUCGCGGCGCCACGCUGCCGCAGGGUUUCCUUCAACCCGCGCACAUCUGAACUUUGAGGAACACACCCCCACCCUCACCACAACAAUCCCGUGAUUUUUGACGGACGCCACAUCUGCACCCACCCCCCGUCAUCCUGUUUAGAAGUAAUCGACCCGUCUGCUCGGUUCUGGCGGAGCGCCGGUUUUUAGCGUUUCCACCGCCGCAGACUGAACGUGGAAACUGUAGGAGGGCGAGGACAGUGUGGUGGUUGGGUUCAGGGGGAGGUCAGGUGACACGUGGGGGGGUGCAAAAUAACAGACCGGACUUUCUGAUCUCUUCAUUUUCAUCACUGAGGAGGGGGAGGAGGAGCUGAAGGAUGAAGGUUGCAGCGAUAUAAAUAUUUACGUAAACAGAUAGUCGUAGUUGGACUCGUCUCUUAGCCGGGUCUGAUCGGGACUGGACGCUGUCACAUCUGCCGUUUGACCGCCAGCUCGCUCUGAAGGAAAAACCCGAUGGCGGUCCGGCUUCAUGAUGCCGGGGAGCGUCGGGACUGGGGGGAGGGGCUAAGGACAACACACCCUGAUGAUGAUGAUGAUGAUGGGGUAGCAUCACAGUUAGCUUCAAGAGAUCACAGAUAUUAACAAAGAAAAAAAGUGUAUUUUGUGAUUUGUUCGUAGCAGUUUUAGCUUCUCGCCGUUGGAGGCGACGACAGGUUUAUCUGUUAGCGUCCUGCAUAACUGCCGGACUCUUCUUCCUGCUCGCUUAUUUAACCUGCAUUUACUCGCUUUUCUUCAUCUCUUGCCUUUUUUUUACCAGUUUGAAGCAGCUCUGUUCCGGCAGCUCGGCCCGAAUGGGUUUUAACGAGGCCUCAAACCUCCGCUUUUAUUUACCCGAAGCCCAGAAACCUAGAAACCUGAACUGGAGCGCCGGGUCCUGCUGCUUCCUGUUUACCUUUCAUCAGGAAAACAAACAGCGAUUGGUCACUAUUCAUGCCGGAGUUCCACACGGACCUAAAGACCUGAACCUAGAAUGAACCUAAACUUUAUGGCCCAGAACCAAACCGGACCUGUUUUUAUUCACCUGCAUGGAGCGAACCAGACCGGCACAAGAACGGUGCCGUCUCUGGUGAAAAAGUAAUACGUAUAACUGCCAAUCAGAUCCUUCUGUCGGCUUAACGAUCUGAUUGUUGUCAUGGCAACCCCAGCCAUAGAGUCCAGUUGCUGCUGUGGACCGGUCCUGGGCCAGGUCUGGGUCUUGGAGUUUAGGUGAUUCUGUGACAUCGAUGGGUUGGCAGCCCAGAGAGUUUUUUUUUUUCUUUUUAACUUCAGUUGAUAAAUUUACUGAAAAUCAGAAAGUCGACGAUGUAAAUAUUCACCUAAAAAAAAAAAAGUUUGGAAAACUCGACAAUAAAAACACGGACAGCUGAAUCUGGCAGCCAUUUCUGAUCCGGUUCUGUUCAGACCUGAAACUAAAUCUCAUCAUUUCAUCUGCUGAUCGUUUUCUGAUCAAUAUUUCAGCGUUUCACACAAAAAAAAUUCACUCUCACGUGAAAAAAAGAAACCGACAUGAACGAAAGAAAAAAAAGAUGAUGGAUGCGUCGCUCCGUCAGUCGAUGCCGUUUCUUUGGAUUUGAGCUGCUGAAGGUUCUGGUUCGUGAUGAAGUCCAGAGGUUCUGGUGGUGGAGGCGGGCUUCAGGUUCGGCCUUUUAUUUCUGUGGUUUUCCCGGCAAUCAGCAGGAGGACGGUUCGGACGGCAGAGCUUCCGGAUCCGACCAGCAGAUGGCAGCAACGGUUCUGAGGAGGUUUUAUUUCCUGGCUCGGUGUUUUAUUAACUUUAGAGAGACGUGUCUAUUUUCUGUGAUUGUGCUUUUCAUGUUGCAUUUACAAAAUGUAUUUGAAAAUAAUAAAGAUGAAAUCUUUCUGAAUGUGAGGAUGAGUUCAGGCCAGAAGCAUGAAGGAGAGAAGUCCUGUUUGCUUCCAUGUUGGAGGCUCACCACGAGGGCCGGAACCGGAGCUGGUUGGGGUUUUAGGUGAGGAACUAAAUGUUCUGGGAUCUGUCGAAGACAUUCCACUCUGAGAUGGUUGGGAGGUUUCAGGGCGGCGGUCCUUGUGGUCUGAGCUUUGACUUGUGUUUGUCUGUAGACUUUGAGAACUGGUGGAAUCAGCCUUUAAAUAAAUGUCAGCGAUGUUCUCCCUUCA